Messenger RNA from Apis laboriosa (Himalayan honeybee), 17967 nucleotides. RefSeq names its product obscurin (gene Obsc). The record is from RefSeq and is a predicted model, not a curated record. The transcript has 37 exons. Gene Ontology annotation, molecular function: guanyl-nucleotide exchange factor activity; ATP binding; protein kinase activity. Gene Ontology annotation, biological process: protein phosphorylation. NCBI's taxonomy places the organism in Eukaryota, Metazoa, Arthropoda, Insecta, Hymenoptera, Apidae. Bases 471 to 17597 code for a protein of 5708 amino acids.
GGGAGAGCUUUUAAAAACGUCAAGGUGGAAAUUUUUCUAUCUUCUCGGUCGGGUGGUUGGAAAGAAGAGAGAGAGAGAAUUCGAGUUGCAUUCAUGAUUGACGAGAGGAUUCGUUGCGAGCGAAUUAUGGAGUGGAGAGGACAACGUGGUGAGGGGAUCUCGAUUCGCUCGUCGACAUUGAACGCGUUGAUUGAUCGCGAGAUGAACGCCAAGAGGAAGCCGCGAUUGAACGAUCAAACGGAGGAAUCCUUGGUGGACGGGAUGCCAAGCUUUUAGCAGAAACGAGGUUGAAACCACGCGCGCGAAAUCGACGACAUCGAACCGUGUAUAUAAAUAUUCUUGAAUCUUGACCAAAAAGAAAAAAAGAAAAGAGAAAGGGAGAAGCACGCGAAGAAUACAAAUAUAUAAAACUGAGGAUAAAUUGAACGAGGAUUUUUUUCGAAGAAGCUCCACUGGGGUGGGGACGAACAAUGUCGUUUUGCAGGAUAACAGGGAGAAGCAGGGGACUCCCCAAACCGAACUACUUUCCCCUGUUGCCGCCUAUCAGCCCGGCUGACGCGAAACGUUUCUGCCGUAUAACAGGCAAAUCUUACGGUCUGCCCACUCAUCAUUACAUUCCAGUUCUGUUGGGCGUUCACGCCCACGACAAGUCGAGAUGCAGGAUAACGAACGCCUCCGGUUUGGGGCCCCAUCGCUACACGGCCGGCUACGUUCUAGGCGAGAAGAAGAGGCACGUGGUCCUCAAGGAUUAUCGCUACGUGUUCCCGGUGUUGGAAGGGGAGGGGGAGCAGCAGAGAGCUCUGAGAGAUUUGUUGAACACUAAACACCCCCCGCACGACGAGGAGCAAUCCAAGUUCGUGUACACGGUGGAGGAGAGGAGGUGCAGCCUCGUGUUCCCGUCGAGGUUGGAGGCCGCGGUGAGGGACGGGGACGUGAAGGACGUGAUGCUGUCCAGGGACUGCGACACAGUUCUGUUCAGGUUGAAGCAAGGGAAGAACGUUUCCGUUGAUUUCAAGGAUCUGAAGGAUUUCGAGAAUCUUUACGACGGAUUGGGCCCGAGUCAGGAGGCGGUGAAGGAGAGGGAGAGGGCGGAGGCCGAGGCCAGGAAGAUACGGAAGAGGAAACGGCAGGGUGGGUUGAGCCACGCGAGAAAGAUCUUCGAGGAGAAGGAGAAGGCCGCGGAGGAGGAGGAGGAGGAGGAGGAGAUGAGACGGGCGAAGCAGUUGAAACUUCGCACCGCGAGGGAAGAGGCGAAGGAGGAGGCGAGGGAGGAGACGUGGAGGCACGUGAAUCUGGAACAGGCGAGGAGCAGGGCGUGCGACUUCAUAUCUGUGGCGAGCCCCUUGAACGGAGCCGAGAGAUCCCUCCCGGAAACGUUGGACUGGAACACGUUCCGGGACAAGUCCGAGCCGCUCGUGCGGCCGAUCGUCGACAAAUUGCCCGACCCCGUCCAGGUGAAGCCGCGAAUCGUGGCGUGCGGAGCAACGGCUUCGUGCACCAGCCCCGUCUCGGAGAGCACGGGCGGAUUCGAGGCUAUAUCGAUCGUGAAACCGCUCGCUCCGUUGAGAAUAGAGCCCGACGCUGCCCUCCAGUCGGCCAUACGCGACAUUCCCGCCAACGAUUUGACGGAGGUGGCCGAGGUGAACGCGAAACUCGCGAAAGCUGGGGAGAGGGCGUUGGAACGAUUGCCCAGAGCUGAGGAGAUACCAGAGGUGGUGGAGAGACUGGGGAAGGUGGGUAAGGUGGCGACGAUGCACAAGAUCAAAGGUUUGAAAUUGGAUAUAAAAUCGGCGCAGAGAUUUAUCACGGGGCAGACAGUUGAGACGCCGAACGGGCCUGUUUUCGUGCCCGGCCAAACGUUGCAAACACCUCGGGGCCCUGCGUUCGUCCCCGGCCUGACCGUGAACACUGCCGAGGGGCCGAUUCUCGUCCCUGGACAGAUAUUGAACUCGAAGGAGGACGAUGGAACGGAGACACCUGUGUUCGUAGCUGGGCAAACGUUGGCCACGGAGCUGGGUCGUAGAUUCGUUCAGGGUCAAACGUUCCACACGAGCGAGGGAGGGGUGAGAUUCGUUCAAGGCCAGACCGUGUUGACCGAGGAUGGGCCGAAGUUCGUGGCCGGCCAAGUGGCCGACGACGGGACCUUCGUUCCCGGCCAAACGAUACACACCCCAGACGGGCCCAGAUUCAUGCCCGGCCAAACCAUAACCGAUCAUCGAGGGGAGCAUGUGUUCGUCCCCGGCCAAAGCGUGAAGACCGGGGAGACGUGGGACUUCGUCCCUGGACAAACGAUCGAGACUUGCACGGGGGAGGCGAGGUUCGUCCCUGGCCAGACGAUACCAACGUGUCAGGGGCCGCAAUUCGUGCCCGGACAAUACGUGACCUCCGACUCAGGGGAAAGUUACUUCAUGCCCGGUGUGAUCAGGGAGGGCGAAGGGGGAAGGUCGGUGUUCGUUCCAGGCAUGACGUUGGACACCCCGAAAGGUCAGAAGUUCGUGGAGGGUCAAGUGGUCAGGACACCGGUCGGGGAAAAAUUUCUUCCAGGUAAAACGAGGAUAACGGAGGACGGUAUCGAGUUCGCGGCGGCGACCACGUUCGACGAGGUCGUGUUCUACGACGCUGGCCCGACCGGGAUGCCCGUCGAUCCGAAAACCGUGAACGUUACGAUCCAACAGAGCGAGAUUUUCGGCCACAUGGUGCAGACAGAGAGAGGGGUGGAGUUUUACCCCGAGGCCGAGAAGAAACGGUUGCCGGAAGGGAAGAGGAUCGUUCCCGGCCAAUUGGUGAGAGGAGGGAAGGACGGUCCUCGAUUCGUGCCAGGCGUGAUGACGGACGAGGGUUUCCUACCCGGUCAAAUAGUGAUGACGGAGACGGGUGAACAGUUCGUGCCUGGCCAGGUGAUCGACACGAGGACGGGGCCGAAAUUCGUGCCCGGCCAGAUGGUCGAGACGAGGACGGGGGCGAAAUUCGUGCCGGGCCAAACCGUGGAGACGGGCGACGGGCCGCGCUUCGUACCCGGCCAGAUCGUCGAGACGAAAGCCGGGCCCACUUUCAUCCCCGGCCAGGUGAUCUCCACGGACGACGAGGGGUCUAGAUUCGUGCCUGGCCAAGUGGUGGACACUCCGGAGGGACCCAGGUUCGUGCCGGGCCGAGUGGUCGAGUCUGGGGAGCAGGGGGUGACCUUUGUGCCCGGUCAGAUAGUCCAGACCGAGGAGGGGCCCCGUUUCGUGGCCCCAGACCUGACCGACACCCCCGAAGGUGAGGUGGAAUUCUCCGUCCAGGGAUUCGAGGUCACCCCCGAAGAGUUGCGACUGUUAAGGCCACGGUAUCUGAAUUACAAUGCGGACGUGCAGCAUCAUGGGGAGAGUAGCAUAGACGCCAGGAUGCUGAGACAAUUGUCCGAGGCUGGUCUGUCCGUGGGAAGAAAAGUGAUCGCCGAUCUGCCCGCCGUUGACGUGGACGUGGAUCCAAAGGCGGUGGCUCUGGAGCAGGCUCUCGUUAUGGCGGAGAAACUCGGUUUGCACGGUGUCACAGCCGUGAAAAUGGCGCAGAUAGCGUCGACGGUGGCCCAAUUGGCGAGAAACAUCGUGGUUCAGCAGGAACAACGGUCGGGGGAGAAUCGCGUGGAGUCGAGGUUGGCCAACGGUGGCGAAUCUUCCCCGUGUGGGAAUAAGGCGAGGGACGGGGAGAGGGAGGGGAGCAGGGACGAUGAAAACACGGAAUGGUUGAAAGACACGGUGAGGGUAGCGUUGGCCAGCGCCAUUUUGGCGAUUGUCAAUCGACCGGAGGAAAAUGGGGACGAUGCGAAGCGAAAAGAUCUCGUUUACUCGUCCAUCGGUGAGGCUUUCAACGUCCUUCUGCGACAGAGGAGCGGCAACAGCAUCGAGGAGUCGGUGGAAGAGAUACUGCGGAUACUUCUCGUCCCCCAAAAUCGGAGCGAUCUGUGUCGAUCCGCCCUUCUAGACUUGAUAGACAACAAGAACAACAACAAAGUGGAUAUCCUGAGAUCCACUUUGAUCAGCCAACCUUUGAGAGAAGACGUAGUUCUCGACAGAUUGUCCAUGGUCCUCGAAGAGGAAUACGGGAAGGAUUUGAUCGGGCCCGCUUUCAGGACAGUGUCGAGAAACGACCCGGAACUGGUUUCUCGAGUGCUUCGAAAGGUAUCGGAGGAAGUGUCGAGCAUCGUUACGGAGAGGGAAGCAGCGGAGACCGUUCACAAGGCGAUCGUGCACGCGGUCAGGGAAUCGAGCGAGAUCCACGUUCAAGAAUUGUUAAACGACAAGAACGAGGGAGAAAACGUUCGAGAGAUGCUUCUUCAGGCAGUUGGGUUGGCAAGGGCUCUCGGUAUGUCCAGCAUCGCGAGCAGCUUGUUGGCGGUGAUCAGCGACGAGAAAUCGACUCGAGCGUUGGCCAGCGACAAGGUGACGUUGGACGUUCUGAAACGGUUGACCGUGAUGAGGAAAUUAGCCGAGGAGAGGCCACCCUUCAUGAACGCCCUCACUCAAUUGUGCAGCGAUCCGGAAUUGGCCAGGACCGAUCCACGAUUGAGAACUCUGGUCAGAGAGAGCGCAGCCCUGAUGAUAGUCCCCGAAGAAGGCCCCCUUCAAUCGUCCGCCGACGUACCCUCGGUUCUCCUUCGCUCCGACAACAGCCUAGCCAUGGAGGAGUUCCUCUUGAGGAGGAAUCACAAACCGUCCGCCAUCUUUAUGAUACUGAAGCAAGGUCUUCAGGCCGUGGUCCCCAGGGAAGCCUCGAGAUCGGUUCUAACCGGCGAGGUAGCGUACACCGUCCUCGACGAGGAUGGAAUUCAUCAUUUCGAGCCGCUCCACGUCUUCUCCGCGCUCCAACUCGCUCGACCUACCGCGCAUCGGUUUUCCAUGUACUGUUGCCCCGUCGCGAGAGAAGAGGAGGUGGACGCCGAAAUGUCCACGUUCACUGGCACCAUCUCGAUGGCCAGUAGCCUCGAUGGAUUUGCCGCUUACACGAAACAGGAUUGUAACGGUGUCGUGUUGUCGAGGUCCGACAGAUCUUUCGGGUACUCUGGCAGCAGAGAGAAUACACCGAGUCUGAGGAGAUUGACCAACUUCCAAGACCAUAGCUUCGAGCGGAAAUCGUUGGACAAUUAUAUCGUGGUGAAAGACUACAAGAACGAGACAGAUGGAUUCUCCGUGAGCAUCGGCGAUAUAGUCGAGGCGCUUGAAUAUGCCGAUCCAGCCAAGAAGAUCAAAUUGGAUCCUGAUCUGGAGAUCGGUGACGUUGGAGAAGUAUUGGACAAUUCAGCCGCUUGGCACAAGUUGUCGGUACGACCGCGUCGAAAGCAUGCAGAUCCCCGUGCUAGAAAUGUCUCGAGGUCUCCCUCGGACACCAAUUUCCAGAGGGUGUACGUUCGUACAGUCGACUCAAGGGAAGGAUGGCUGCCCAUGUCGAUCUUGAUGCAAACCGCCCUCAGCGAGGAGUCAGCGCUUGGACACCGACCGGAGGACUCGCAAUAUCGAAGAGAGGCGGUAGUGAAAGAACUGGUCGAGACCGAGGAAGAAUUUGGCAGAGACCUUCAACAGGUAGUUGAACGUUACUUAAAACCACUCGACAAUCCGGAUGUUCCACGAAUCGUGAGGGACAACAAGGACAUCAUCUUCACGAAUCUGAAGCAGAUCGCCGAUUUCCACAAUACAUCGUUCGGCAGGGUGUUGAUCGAGGGUGUUAAGUACUACGCGGAUCAACCACGAAUGCUUGGAAAAACUUUUCUGCGAUUGGAAAGAGACUUCGACAAACACGUGGCCUAUUGCAGAGACGAACCGGCGGCCCAGGAGUUCCUCCAGAUGAACGACGCGGUACGAGAAUACUUUGAGGAACUGAGCCAGACUCUUCGUGACGACAAAAGCCUAUCGGAACACUUGAAGCUUCCGAUACAACGCAUAAACGACUACCAGCUCCUGCUCAAGGAGCUGGUGAAGUAUUCGACCCGACUAGGCGAAAACUGCGACGACCUCCAAAAGGCUUUGGAGUUGAUGCUAGGUAUACCCCAUAGAGCGACGGAUAAUAAAUUCAUAAGUAAUAUCGAAGGGUAUAAAGGAAAUAUCCACAAGCUUGGCAGAUUGCUCACGCACGAGUGGUAUACCGUGAUUGACAAGGACGGUAAAAGCAAGGAAAGAUAUCUGUUCCUCUUCAAAGCUCGCAUACUUGUCUGUAAAGUCAGACGGAUAUCGGAAGACAGAUCUGUCUUCGUCCUAAAAGACAUUAUUCGACUGCCAGAGGUGGAGGUGAAAGACCAUCCGGGAGACAUACGCUCUUUCGAACUACACAAUCCAGCUAGCCCCGCUUAUCCGAUCACUCUAGUAGCUCAUAAAGAUCCCGUGAAGGCCUAUUGGCUUAGAGAGAUUCGACAGUACGCGAGCGACGUGGUAGCUUUAGCCGAGCACGCCGCGGACGACUUACAAUUGACGGAAGUACCAGAAACCAAGGAAGAAAAAGUUAACCCUCAAAAGGUAGCCGCGAAUCCAGGAAAUCCGGGGCAGAAAGAGAAUCCAGGGGAAGAGAAAGCUCGUGGUAAUCCGGAAGAAAAGACGGCGGAGAAGAGGAAGGACAAUCCGGGUCAUAAUCCAGAGUCCAAACAAGCGAAGGUUGAAGAAGAAGGUGCAGACAUGUCGCGAAGAUAUUCCGCCAGUCGAUUCAGCAGCUCUUCGAAAGUUGUCGAAGAAUAUUCUUCAGUGUCCAGCAGCCAGAUUGGCACGUCUACCUACAUGGAGUCGUCGAGCAGCGCGGUGAAGAUGGAAGCAAGUUCUUACCAAGCUGGAAAUUCGAUAGAAACCAGGACGAGCACAGCAAAGAUCGAGGGUGGUGGUGGAAUAGGGAAACCAGUGUUCGUCAAGACUCUCGUGGGAUCCAGCGUUGAACCGAUACCAGAAAAUAACGUGGAAUUGAUACACGCCGUAGCUGGAGAAAUGGCUGUGUUCGAGUGUACACUAUUGUACACCGAUUCAACAACAAGAGUGCAAUGGUUAAAGGACAAUAAACCGUUGGAAGACAGAUUGGCAGAUCGUCUAACAGCCUCUGCGACCGGGAAAACGUUCAGACUUACGCUUCAGAACGUGCUCGAAUCGGAUUCUGGCAUCUACAUCGCUAGAGCAAUGAACAGCGAGGGCCAAUCUACUUGCACUGCUCAACUCAUUGUGCAACAACUUACUCCUGAGGAGAAGAAAGCAAGAGCGGAAGCCAACGCGCCAAUCUUCUUGGUACGCUUGAAGGACACAGAACUCAUGGAGAACACUUAUCUACGUUUCAUGGUGAAAGUGAAAGGAGAUCCUAAUCCUGAGAUGAAAUUCUACAAAGACAACGUUUUGAUCGAUUCGAACCAUCCACGAGUGAAGAUCGUCACGGAGCAAGGUGACAAAGGCUUCUACGAAUUGAUAUUGGAGGACGUACAAAAGCAAGACGCUGGAAAAUAUUCGUGCACCGCGAAAAAUAAAUUUGGAGAAGCUUCUUGCGAGGCAUCCGUGACGGUGUCAGAUGAGAAAAUGUUAUACCUUCCUGAAGACUUCCUCGAACCGGGGAUGGAGCCUCGAUUCACUUGGCUGCGCGAUGGAAAACCAUUCGAUCCUGAAGAACGUUUCAAAGUAUUGUUCAAGGAUAACGAGGAUACCCUAGCUCUGGUGUUCCAACACGUCAAACCUGAGGAUGCCGGUCUCUAUACUUGUGUCGCCCAAACGAGUACAGGUAACAUCAGCUGCAGCGCUGAACUGACAGUUCAGGGAGCAGUGAAUCAACUGUUGAAAGAUCCAGAGAGGCCGAAAUUGUGUUCAGAAGCAAAGCAUUCGGAGGUGAGCGCGGGUGGAUCAGCCAUGUUGGAACUGCAAAUCAGGGGUUAUCCAAAACCGGAUAUCAAGUGGACGAAAGACGGGCAGGAGAUAGUGGCUGGUGGAAAGUACAAGUAUCUGUGGGAGGACGAGGAGUCCAUGUCAUUGGUGAUAAAGAACGUAACCGCCAAGGAUGCAGGCGUUUACACAAUCAAAGCGAAGAACGAGUUGGGCGAGGAUACGACGCAGAUCGAAUUGAUCGUGAAAUCAGCUCCGAAGAUCACGAAGAAACAAACCGACACGACUUGUAUAAUCAACGAAACGUUGACGAUGACUGUGGAGAUAGAAGCCACCCCCGCGCCGGAAGUUAAAUGGUACAAGGACGGGCAAGAAAUCAAGGAAAAUGAUCGAAUAAGCAUCGAGAAGGAGGGGAACGAAACUUACAAACUGACAAUAAAGAACGCUCGGCUGGACGACACUGGUUCUUACUCGAUCGUUGCGCGAAACGAAGUAAAUCAAACGACAGAAAUAUGGAAAUUGAAAGUGUUGAGCCCACCCAAGAUCAAAAAGGGAUUGGGCGAGCCGAUUAUAAUAGAUCAAGGUGGUAAUCUCGUGUUGAUGGUAGAGGUAGAUUCCGUGAUGCCGCCUAGCAUCAAAUGGUACAGGGAUGGAGAAGCGGUCGUCGAGGAUAAUCAUAUAAAGAUGACGAAAGAGGGUAAUAGGUUCGUUCUAAGGAUCGUUAAUACGGUGAGCGAGGAUGCGGGAUUUUACAAAGCGGAAAUCAGCUCCGAUCACGGAGUCGUCACCGAUGAAACCAGAAUUCGGGUGAAAGGUAUCCCGCGAUUCAAAACGAAGAUGUACGACGUCACGGUGAACGAAGGAACGAAAGACAUCGAGUUCAAGGUAGAGAUCGAUGGGUGUCCUCAACCGAGCAUUCACUGGUACAUAGACGACGUAGAGAUCACGGAGAAGCGAAAAGAAUUUGUUCGAAAGGAGGAAGAGGAGUCUUGCACGUUGAUCAUUUCCGAAGCUAAGACCGAGUUGAAAGGGAAGUACACGUGCAAGUUGAAGAACGAAUUCGGCGAGGUGAAGAGCAGUUCCACGUUGGUCGUGAACAGCAGGCCGAGAUUAUUGAAAAAGUUGGCCGACCAAAGGAUAAAAGAGGGCGACACGUUGAAAUUGAUCUUCGAGGUAGCCGGUACCCCGGAUCCUCAAGUGAAGUGGUACAAGGACGGGCAGGAAGUAUCGGCGGACGCGAGGAUAAAAAUAACUAGGGACAGCAAACGUCAAGAGAACUACGACCUUACCGUGACUCUGGUUAAAGGUUCAGACGCGGGUAUCUACGAGGUUCGGGCGGAGAACGAGCUGGGCUUCGUCACCAGCAAGAGCAAAGUGUUAAUAAUGACGAAAACGGAAGAAAGCGUGGAGGAAAAGAUGGAGAUGACGAAGGAGACCAUCGAGAAGAUCAGUAUCGAUGAAGAGGAAACGAAUUUGCAGAAAAUCGAGGAGAAGGAGAUCGAAACGAAGAAGGAAUACGCGGAGGAAUCCGGACCGGAAGGUCGAGUGAGACUGGAGAAACAAAACGUCCAAGUAAUGCGUGGCCAGGGUGACACGAUCACGAUCUCCGUGGCCUCAACGACGACCCACGAAGCUAUACUCUCAGGUCCCGACGAGAGCCACACGAUCAGCAAGAUGACCGCGACAAAGGUCGAGUGCCAGGAGUUGAACACGGACGGACCAGGCGUCGAGGAGAUCGCCACCUACAGCUACAGCGUCCAAGAGGAGAGCGUGCAGAAACCGCAGAACGGUGUCCUGAUCGAGGAAUUCUCGGAGGGCAGCGAACAGGAUAACAGAUCGAGGCUUCGCGCUAAUCGUGGAGUGUCGAUCGUCUCCGUAUCGGACGACGAGUCGACCCUGAAGGCGAUUUCGAGGGAUAUCAGCGCCGAGGACGUGCACCACGCUGAAUCGCCCGAGGAUCUCAAGUUCGUGAACGGAUCUUACGAGGAGUUAAACGGGUCUCUGAUCGAGGAUAAGGUAUCGGACAAACCGUACAGAGCUUCCUUGAUCACCGAGACAAUCGCCGAAGAGCGAUCUAUGGAAGAAUCGAUGAAAUCGAAUCUUCGACAAAAUGGCGAUGCUUCGAAGAGAAAGUCAUCGCGGCAGAUGUCCCCUACGAUCGAAGACGUCAAGUUGACUAAGCGAAAGAUCGAACGGGUGAAUUCGAUCUCGACGGCGGAGAAGGUUGUCGAGAUAAGCUUGGAGGAACGUCGUUCCUCCGUGCAAAAUGGUAUCUCGAGGCAGAGCUCGAGAAUAGAGAGGACGGACUCGGUUGAGUCGAGGAAGAUAUUGGGGAAAUCCGUGUCGAGGGAAACCGAGUCGAAAGCUGGCGAGGAGGAGGAGGAGGAGGAGGUCGACGAAGAGCUCGAGGCUCUUCUAGAUCGCGUCAAACGACAGCGCAGCGUUCUGGACGAUAUCCUUGAGAAGGAGCAGUCCAGGGAUAAUAUCCUUGGAAAGGGACAACCGUCCAAAACUGAUUUCCUUGAAAAGGAAUCAUCCAAAGCUGAUAUCCUUGAAAAGGAAUCACCCGAGGGAUCAGCGCCACCUCACAUCAUCAAGACGACUCUCGCCGAUAAAACGGUCUACGAAACCCAGACGAUCGUGUUCGAUGUCGAGGCAACGAGUUUGCCGAGGGCGGACGCCAAGUGGUUCAAAGAUGGGAAGCCUCUUCGAAGCGGAGAACGCGUGAGAAUCGAAAGCAGCGGGGAGCGUUUCAGAAUGGAGUUGAGUAAGAUAAUAGUCGAGGAUGAAGGCGUGUACACGUGCUCGUUCUCGAACAAACUUGGGGAAGAUAUGACCGAGGGAUAUUUGACCGUUCACACCGUGGAUGAGCUUCGAAGGCCCAAGUUCAUCGAGACUUUGCAAGACGUGGAUGUGGCCAAUGGGAAAUCUGGAAUGUUCAAGGCUAUGUUCACUGCCGAUCCUAUCCCUGACAUUACAUGGUACUUCAAGGGUAAUGAAAUCCACUCGGAAGAUAGCCGUCUGAAGAUCACCAUAAAUAACAAGCCAGGAUCGGACAAACUUACCGAAACGACAGUCACUUUGAGCGUGCCGAAAUGCUCGAAAGAUGAUACUGGAGAAUACACGCUGAAACUGAAGAACAAAUAUGGCGAAGCUGAGUCUAACGCUUUCUUGAACCUUCUACUAUGUCCCGAAAUCCAAGAAUUGAACGACGUUACCACGAACGUUGGAGAGUCACUCGCAUGGCAGGCCAUCAUCAAAGGCAACCCAAAGCCGGAUAUCACGUGGAGCAAGGAUGGCAAAGUCCUGGAAAAAGGAGAGAGAUACGAUUUCGAGGAAGAUAAGAGGAACAACAAAUUUACACUCGUCAUCAAAGAAGUGGAAAUCGACGACAAAGGAACAUAUCAAAUUGCGGCUAAGAAUUACUUAGGCGAAGCUAGCGCGCAGGCAAUCCUGACUCCAUACAGUGAGACGCCAAUCUUCUCCGAGAAUCUGCCUAAAAGACCCGUGGAAUGCAAAGAUCGCAGCGAUAUAGAGUUCAAGGUUCGUUGCAGCGGUAUUCCCAGGCCAAACUUGAAAUGGUUAAGAUGUAACCAGGAGAUAAAAGAGGAGGAUCGAUACAGAAUCGUUACUCAGGAGGACGGUAAUAACGUGGACAGCGUUUGUUCCAUAACCAAGUUCUGUCCAAACGACGUUGGAAAAAUUACGUGUCGAGCCACCAACAUUUACGGAAGCGCCCAAACCUAUUGCGAUCUUCUUAUACAAUUGGUCACGCCAUCUUUCGUCCACCUUCUGCCCAAAUCGGCCGAGGUGAACGAAGGUGGUUGCUUGGAGCUGAAGGCGAAGAUCGAUGGCAGCCCCCUGCCCGAAAUAUCUUGGUACAAGGACGGGGAAAAGAUCGUUCCCGACGAGCACACGAAGAUCGAAACAUUUCCCGACGGCACCAUCAAAUUGGCCAUCGAUUGCGUGAAACCGCUUGAUUGUGGCGCUUACAAGCUUGUGAUCAGCAAUUCUACCGGUGAACACAGCUCUUUGUGCGCAGUGGCCAUUAAACCUGAAAGGAGGAAACCAUCUUUCUCGAAACCAUUGGAGGACGUGAAGGUCGUGGUGGGACAGCCGUUGAAAUUGGAGGCCCAAGUGGUUGCCUUCCCGAAUCCAGAGGUUCAAUGGUUCAAAAACGGUAUACCGCUGCGACAGACCAAGGAGAUGUACUUCAUAAACGAGCCGAUCGGAAUGAUCGGUUUGAGGAUCGAUUCUUGCCGGCCGGAAGACGCUGGCACGUACUCGAUGACCGUUUCCAAUUCGCUCGGGGAAACAACGGGCACGGCUAAAGUCGAAGUCGAGGAGAAGGAGACACGGCCUGAAUUCGUGGUUAACCUUCAACCGUUGUCCGUGAUGGAGGGUUUCCCAGCCAAGAUGGAAGUGAAAGUUUUAGGAAAACCGACCCCGCGGCUUCAAUGGUUCAAGAAUGGCGAAGAGAUCGUACCCGACGGAAAGCGUGUAAAGGCCGUCACCAUGCCGGACGGGACUCAAGCGUUGAUCAUCGACAAAGCGACGCCGGAAGACGCGGGAGAGUACCAAGUGAUAGCUGGCAACACGGAAGGCACUUCCUCGUGCAAAGGAACGAUCAACGUGGUUGGAAAGCUUCAAUCCGACCUCUCGGAACAGAAACCGGGAUUCGUGAAUCCGAUGAGGGACGUCUACGUGGAGGAAGGUCAACCAUUGAACUUGUCCGUGUCGUUCAUCGGCAACCCUAUCCCGGACGUGAGCUGGUCCAAGGAUGGCGCCCCCCUGCAGCCAUCCGAUCGCCUUACCAUCACUUGCGACGGAAAGAAAACGGAACUGGAGAUCAAUCCUUGCGAAUCCAAGGACGUCGGGGUGUACGAGUGCCGCAUAUCGAAUCCGCUUGGCGAAGAUUCCACGAGAUCGACGGCUAACGUCAGAAGGAUCUUCCAACCGCCGAGUUUCAUACACCCGUUCAAAGAUCUUCAACAGUUGCCUACGUUCGACGCCAAGUUCCUUGCUCGAGUGUCCGGUGUUCCACGGCCGGAUAUCACGUGGUACUUCAACGAGAAACCGAUAGAACAGGAUGACGACAAGUACAAGAUCAAGCGUGACGGAGAUGCUUGCUGCCUGUACGUGAAAGAUUGCACGUACGAUGAUUCAGGAUUGUACAAGUGCAGAGCGGUGAACAAAGGUGGAGAGGCCGAGUGCGCGGCCAAUUUGACGAUAGUCGAUGAAAUCGGAAAGAUACAGAAGUUCGAGCCACCGUCCUUCUUGAAGAGGAUCGGCGACUGUGAGAUGUACAAAGGGAUGCCGGCUAAAUUCACGGCCUGCGUCACGGGCAUCCCAGAACCUAAUUUCGAAUGGUUCCACAACGGCGACAAAAUGUGGCAGACCGACAGGAUCAGGAUGGAUAAGGAGGGCAGCCUGUUGCGAUUAACUAUAAACAACGUGGACGAAUUGGACGGGGGAAAAUAUACGUUGAAGAUAUCAAAUCGUCACGGUGAAGAUUCCUGCACGGCCGACUUAAUUUACGAAACAUUGGAGCCACGCGCGAAGAAAUCUCUUGGAGACCAAUACGCGGACUUCGACAAAUAUCGUAAAUCCGGGAUUCCGUUGCCGUUGGCCGACCGUCCCAUCAUCAGCAGAAUGAUGGAUCGCCAUCUCACGCUCUCCUGGAAACCAUCCAUCCCCAUAGGGUCCCGUAUCCCGGUCACGUAUCAAAUAGAGAUGUGCGAACUUCCGGAUGGCGAUUGGUUCACCGCUCGUACAGGGAUCCGUAGCUGCGUCUGCGACAUCCGCAACCUGGAACCGUUCAGGGAUUACAAGUUCCGUAUACGUGUGGAGAACAAAUACGGGAUCAGCGAUCCGUCGCCGUACGCGCAAACGUAUCGAGCGAAAUUGGAACCUGAUCCGCCAAAAUUCUUCCCCUACCUGCCCCCAGGAAUCGAUUUCCGCCCCGAAACGAGCCCCUACUUCCCCAAGGAUUUCGACAUCGAGAGGCCGCCCCACGACAAUUACGCCCAGGCGCCAAGAUUCCUUCGCCAGGAGUACGACACCCAAUACGGGGUUAAGAAUCACAAUUGUAACCUGUUCUGGUUCGUUUAUGGCUACCCGAAGCCAAAGAUGACGUAUUACUUCAACGACCAACCGAUAGAGUCAGGUGGAAGAUACGAUCAGAGCUACACGAGGAACGGGCAAGCCACUUUGUUCAUCAACAGGAUGCUGGAAAGGGACGAGGGACUGUACGAGGCGGUCGCGAGCAACGAGCAUGGGGAGGCCAGGCAGAGAGUUUGUCUACGGAUCGCCGAGUAUCCCACGUUCAUCCACAGGCCCGAGGAGACCAUAGUGAUGAUCAGGAAAAUUGGCCAAUUGAUGGCACGUGUCACCGGCGUGCCUUAUCCGGAGAUCAAGUGGUACAAGGAUUGGAAACCUCUUACCACCUCUUCUAGGAUAAGGAUCGAGUUUAAGGAGCCGGAUACCUCGCUUCUGAUCAUCAGCGACACCAUAGUGAAGGACGAGGGGUUGUACUCGGUAAGCGCGAGGAACGUGGCUGGCUCCGUCUCCUGUUCCGUGAUGUUGCACGUGGAAGAGAACGAGCACGAGUACGGAUACAGGACGUACAGAAGGAAAUUGGAGGUCCAACCUUGUCGCGACAAAUCGUUAAACGACUUGUACGAUCUCGGUGACGAGCUCGGCCGUGGCACCCAAGGUGUUACUUAUCACGCUGUGGAAAGAAGCACCGGGAAGAAUUACGCGGCCAAAGUAAUGCACGGAAAGGGAGAUCUGAAGCCGUACAUGUACAACGAGAUAGAAGUGAUGAACAACUUGAAUCACAGGAAGUUGCUGAGAUUGCAUGACGCUUAUGAGACUGAUACGUCCAUCACGUUGGUCAUAGAACUAGCUGCUGGUGGCGAGUUGGUGGACACUUUAACAAAACAAGCUUAUUACACGGAAGCAGAAAUUGCUGGUUACGUUAAACAAUUGUUAUGGGGAUUGGAAUACAUGCAUUCGAAUCAGUAUGCUCAUCUUGGCUUGACGCUUGGAGAUCUGUUGAUCUCGCACACGGGUGGCGAUGAUCUCAAGAUCUGCGACUUCGGCCUCGCAAGAAGAAUCUCUCAUGCGAAAAUGAUGACUUUGUUAUACGGUAUGCCCGAAUACCUGGCGCCGGAAGUGACCAACAACGAAGGAAUUUCCUUUGGCGCGGAUAUGUGGUCCGUUGGCAUUAUCACGUAUAUCCUGUUAUCUGGGAUUUCACCGUUCAGAGGUAACAACGACAAGGAGACGCUGAUGAAGAUCAGGGAAGGGAAAUGGGAGUUCGACGAUCGUUGGAAAAAUAUCUCGGAGGACGCCAAAGAUUUCAUCCGUUCCCUGUUGAUGUACAACGUCGAGAGAAGAAUGGAUGUCACAGCUGCCCUCGCUCAUCCUUGGCUAACCUAUGCUGACAAAUCACCUCUUAAUUUCUAUAAGAUUCCAUCUGAGAACUUGAAAAAUUAUUAUAAACUGUAUCGGGAUUGGUAUAACAACGCUUCCUGCCGUACGUGGUUCCGUAGACGUAAAUUGAACACAGCCUUCGAACAUCCAUCCAAGAUGGUGUAUCCACCUGGUCACAAAUACACUCCCGAACCCGAGGAUAGACCGUACAGCCCAUUGAAGAAACCUGCGGCUAAACCUUGGGAGAAUCAAAUAAACGAAAGGGAACCAAUAGACACGGAAAUCGGAAUUAUUAGGAGUGAAAGCCAUUAUCAAAAUGGACCAGACACUUAUCUUCUUCAACUUCGUGACACGGACUUCCCUGUACGUUUACGCGAAUACAUGAAAGUUGCUUGCAAUCGUAGUCCUGGAUUUUCUCGUACCAUCACCGAUGAGAACUUCGAUUGGAGGACUCCUAUCAUACGAGAGCGUCGUCGUUUCACGGAUAUCAUGGACGAAGAAAUCGACGAUGAGAGGAGAGCAAGGAUCAAUAGAUACGGUUCACCGGAUAAUUUCACUCUGAGACGUUUGAAGCACGAAUUGGGAACACGAUUGGACAGUUAUGCAGAAGCAGAGGCAAUGUUGGAGUCGAAGAAGGAGGGACAUUUACCAUUUUUCCGUGAAAAACCACAGGUUAAACCUAUCGAGGAGGGCAAGCCUGCCCAAUUGGCUUGUCUAGCUGUAGGAAGUCCCAAACCAUUGAUUCAAUGGUACAAGAACGACAUGAUGGUUCAGGAGACGAAUCGAAUAAAGAUCAUCGAAGAUCAAGACGGCAGAUCUAUACUUAGUUUCAAUCCAACAAAGGAACACGAUGUGGGUAGUUACAAGGUUGUUGCGAGAAAUUCUUUAGGGCAGACUGUAGUCAGAACAAGAAUAGUAGAAGCUUUUGUUCCUUCAGGUCCUGAUUCUCCUGAGCUUGUCGAUGUCUCAGAUACUGAAAUACUUAUACGAUGGAAACAACCUAAGCACGAUGGCAAUUCUCCAGUGUUAUGCUACUAUCUGCAAUACAAAGAAGGUGACUCGAUCGAUUGGAUAGACGUAGCAUCGAAUAUCGAUCACGAAUUCUAUCUGAUAAGAAACUUGAAAGCGGAUACAACGUAUAACUUCCGUUUAGCGGCGCGAAAUCGUAUCGGUUGGAGCGAGAAAGGUAUCCCAUCGAAACUGAUCAAAACUAGAUUACCGGGUUGUCCAAAGGUUCAAAUCACUCAAGCUAUGAAGCAUCUUCAAGAAUUGACCGAAUCGGGUCAAGAAAUAGUGUUGGACGAGGACAAACCACACAUGGAUUAUUCGGUCGAGGAACAUCCUAUCGAAUGGUCGACCGAUACGAAUUUCUCGAGCAAAUAUAGCUUCAUCUCCGAGAUUUACAGAGGCCAGUUCUCAGUUGUGGUAAAAGGUGUUGAUAAGAGUACAGAUCGUAUAAUAGUCGCAAAGAUUUUGGAAUUGAAAACGGAAACGGAGAAACAAGUGAACAGGGAGUUUGAAGCUCUUCGUUCAUUGAGACACGAGAGGAUAGCGAUGCUCGAGGCGGCAUACAAAGCGCAAGGUUCUCCAAUCGCAGUCUUCAUCUUAGAAAAACUUCAGGGUGCUGACAUUCUUACGUAUUUCUCAAGCAGACACGAAUACACGGAAAAUUGUGUAGCCGUUGCUAUUACACAGAUCCUAGACGGUUUGCAAUACCUUCAUUGGCGAGGAUAUAGUCAUCUUGAUAUUCAACCUGAUAAUAUAGUGAUGUCCAAUGUUAGAUCUGUCCAAGUCAAAUUAGUUGAUAUGGGUUCUGCCCGACUUGUUAGUAAAUUGGGCACAUUAGUACCAAAGGCUGGUCAUCCAGAAUAUAGAGCACCGGAAGUGUACAAUGAGGAACCGGCUCAUCCUCAGACAGACAUUUGGAUGGUUGGUGUACUAAUGUACAUACUCCUUUCCGGUAUUUCACCGUUCCGUGGUAAAGAUCCCGAUGAAACUAGACAAAAUAUCCUAUUUGUGAGAUAUCGAUUUGAAUAUUUAUAUAAAGAAUUGAGUCAAGAGGCAACCAGAUUCCUUAUGUUGGUAUUUAAACGAGCACCCAGUAAAAGACCAUUGGUAGAAGAGUGUCAUGAACACAGGUGGCUGCAACCAUCAGAUUUUAUGAUUAAAAAACGCGAAAGAGCCGUAUUUUUAGGUAACAGACUGAAAGAAUAUAACGAACAAUAUCACGAAGAAAAAUCAAAUAUAGCAUCUCAAAACCAAAGCCUAGCAAGUGAAAGUCUGUUAGGUUCCUCUCAAAAACUUAUUAGAUCGAAUAGCAUACAAGAAGAACUGCUCACCACGUUUUAACAAAUAACUUAUUACUAAAUAUGAUUUUCCAAUUCUCUUUACGUGACUGUAAAAUGCACGCAUCUAGUCAGAAAGAAUAAUUAAAAAUAAGAAAGAGGAGAGUAUCGAAAUAUAAGAAUCUUCUUUCCUUGUUCUCUUUUUUGUUAUUAUUUAUUUGUUACGUUUAAUUAUUUUAACGAAAUAUUACCGUCUGCUCAUAUGAUACUAGAAAGAUCUACGAGUAAGAAAAAAAAUCGAUUAAUAUUAGAAUAUAACGUAAGAUAAAUCACGUUUCAAUAAAUCAAGGUACAAAUCAAAUUCUUUAAAAUUGUACAAAAAUGAUAAUUAUAUUCUAAUAAAAUCACCAAUAAAUAUUAAAAAAUUUAAAAAA